This is a messenger RNA of Dissoconium aciculare CBS 342.82, 1531 nucleotides long. RefSeq lists its product as uncharacterized. The transcript has a single exon. Gene Ontology annotation, molecular function: lipid binding. Bases 223 to 1362 code for a protein of 379 amino acids. NCBI's taxonomy places the organism in Eukaryota, Fungi, Ascomycota, Dothideomycetes, Mycosphaerellales, Dissoconiaceae. Gene Ontology annotation, cellular component: ERMES complex. Gene Ontology annotation, biological process: phospholipid transport; mitochondrion organization. The record is from RefSeq and is a predicted model, not a curated record.
UAGAUAUUCCUUGUACUCUUCGUAGUUCGCUUGUACACGUGAAAUGAAAACUCGGCUCGACUGUAGUGCGGCACAAACACAUUAUCCUGCUCGUAGUCUAGACAUCGAGCGUGCAGACGUGGACUGACGCGAGUACCAGAUAACUGCGCUUAAGCUAAACAUAUACCUGGGAAGAUUUCACAAUCAAAGACAGUUGACCCAGCGCCCAGGUCUUCCGCCUUGAUGUCCAUAGAUAUCAACUGGGAGACGCUCACCUCCGGGCCUGAUGGCGCGGCCUUGGCCGAUACCGUUCGUGAUUUCAUCCAUGACCGCUUCCAAUCGAUUCCUCUUCCCAAGCUGAUCCGCUCUGUCAAUGUCCAUAAAUUCGAGUUCGGAAAGACUGCACCUGAGAUCGUGCUCAAGGAUAUCUGCGAUCCGCUGCCUGACUUCUAUGAAUCCGACGAUGAAGAAGCGAACAGCGAUGCGGAUCCAGCGAAGGACAUGAGCCCAAGGACGGAAGAGGCACCCCCGACCACCAGAAACACUCGACCGAAUGCAAGAAAUGUACAAGCCUCAGGUCGGACAUUUCCCGUGGAUCUACAAGGAAACUUGGGCAAUCUACCGGCCCCUGGACUCAUGCGUGCGACCUCGAAUUUGGGAUACUUCCAGCAUCUUUCGGCCGGUCUUUCGGGCUCUCAGACACCUCUGGCCGCUGUGGCCGGCGCGCAUUUUCAAACAGGACCCCCACCUACCUCCGGAAAUCACCAUCAUCAUGCAGAGUCUUUCAGCUCGAUCUCACCGCCUCCAUCGGAUACUCCGACAUCCUUACGAGAGCACUCGUACUACGAACCUUCCAAUGAAGCAAUCGCCGACGACCUCGAUGGACAGUCUGAGGCAGAGAAGCCUCAACGACCGGAAAGCAGUCCCGAGGAUGUCCAGAUAGUAUUUCACGUCACGUACUCAGGCGAUAUAAGAUUGUCCUUGACCGCUGACGUGUUCCUCGACUACCCAAUGCCGAGCUUCGUCGGCAUUCCUCUGAAACUACGCAUCACCGGCAUCACGUUCAACGGUGUGGGCAUCGUGGCGUACAUCAAGAAACGAGCACACCUAUGCUUUCUCAGUCCGGAUGAUGCAGAGGCGCUGGUCGGAGGUGAGACGCUCGAGUCUCUGGACGAUUCAGGCGAGAAAGACGACACGGCUCGUCCGAAGAAAGUGGGCGCGCUUCUCGAGGAUAUCAAGAUCGAGAGUGAAAUGGGAGAGACGGAUACAGGGAAGCAGGUCCUCAAGAACGUCGGUAAAAUCGAAAAAUUCAUCUUGGAGCAGGUUCAGCGCAUUUUCGAGGACGAGUUCGUGUAUCCAAGCUUCUGGACAUUUUUGGUGUAGAAAACAAUGCCAUCUGGAGAGGUAUCAGAUGCUCGUUGUACCAUGAAGCUAUCACGUAGGAACCGUUCCGCCCUCGUCCUAAUUGCCUGUCCCGUUUUCUGAGGCAUAAUGAGAUCAGGCGCACGUACAAAAAGUGACGUUCUGAAAAGUGGAACAAAGAAAAGUGUUU